UCGGUGCAGUGGAAAGGCAGACCUGCCGCCGUCGGCAACAAGACAUGAGGCUGGACUGUGCAUCUACGCCAUUGACGAGAGCCGCUCAAGAGUCCAGUGAUCGCCGGUCCAGGAUCGGGUUAAUUGUAUCGAGCUGUGCUUUCUUCUACUGGUCUGCUUUCUUCCCAUCCUCUGAGCACCAUUCCUGUACAUUACACUUUGCAUAACUGGAUCAGAGCAUAGACAAGAUGAAUCGCGAUAGCAACAACACACAGAGCAAGCAGCUCUCAGGCGCAGAGAUCGCAAAGCACAACAGCCGAGAGUCAUGUUGGGUCAUCGUACACGGCAAGGCAUACGAUGUCACAGAAUUCCUGCCUGAACAUCCUGGUGGGCCAAAGAUCAUUCUCAAGUAUGCUGGCAAGGAUGCCACCGAAGAGUACGAGCCUAUCCACCCUCCCGACACCCUCGACAAGUUCCUCGACAAGAGCAAGCAUUUGGGAGAGGUGGAUAUGUCAACAGUAGAACAAGAAGAGAAAGAGGAAGAUCCAGAAGAGAUUGAGCGACAAGAACGUAUCAAGCACAUGCCAAUCCUGGAGCAAUGUUACAACUUGAUGGACUUCGAAGCGGUGGCGAGGAGAGUAAUGAAGAAGACAGCAUGGGCAUAUUACUCUAGCGGUGCAGACGACGAGAUUACUAUGCGAGAAAACCACUCAGCCUUCCACAAGAUCUGGUUCCGACCUCGAAUCCUCCGCAACGUCGAGAAAAUCGAUCUCUCCACCACUAUGCUCGGCACCAAAGUUUCCAUUCCCUUCUACGUGACCGCCACCGCCCUAGGCAAACUGGGCAACCCCGAAGGCGAAGUCGUCCUCACACGAGGCGCCCACAAACACAACGUCAUCCAAAUGAUCCCCACUCUAGCCUCCUGCUCUUUCGACGAAAUCGUCGACGCCCGACAAGACGACCAAGUGCAAUGGCUCCAACUCUACGUCAACAAGGACCGCGAAAUCACAAAACGCAUCAUCCAACACGCCGAAAAGCGCGGCUGCAAAGGCCUCUUCAUCACAGUCGACGCUCCACAACUUGGCCGCAGAGAAAAGGACAUGCGAUCCAAAUUCUCCGAUACUGGCUCCAACGUACAAAACACAUCUGGCGACAACGUCGAUCGCUCACAAGGCGCCGCACGAGCAAUCUCCUCAUUCAUCGAUCCGGCCCUCUGCUGGGAAGACAUCCCCUGGUUCCUCUCCGUGACCAAAAUGCCCAUCAUCCUCAAGGGUGUCCAACGCGUCGAAGACGUCAUCCGCGCCAUCAGCGUGGGAGUUCAAGGUGUCGUUCUCUCCAACCACGGCGGUCGUCAACUAGAUUUUGCCCGUUCAGGAAUCGAAGUCCUAGCAGAAGUCAUGCCCGAACUCCGCCGUCUAGGUCUAGAAAACAAAAUCGAAAUUUUCAUCGAUGGCGGAAUUCGUCGCGCAACGGACAUCAUCAAAGCGCUAUGCUUGGGAGCUUCAGGCGUGGGAAUCGGAAGGCCAUUCUUGUUUGCUAUGUCGGCUUAUGGAUUACCUGGUGUGGAUCGUGCGAUGCAGUUGUUGAAGGAUGAGAUGGAGAUGAACAUGAGGUUGAUUGGUGCGACAUCCGUGGAUGAGUUGACCCCUGAUAUGAUUGAUACGAGGGGGUUGGGGAUGCACGUUACGGGCGUGCCGGGCGAUACGCUGAGCUUGAAUGCGUAUGAUGCGUUGGUGGGACCGGUGUGGAAGCAGGGGGCGAAGUUGUAAGAUUUGGAAGGAGAAAUUGAUGUGCAUUUUAUGACUGUUCUGGUAUAUAUAGCGAUGUCCAUGAGCAUAUAUUUAUCCUGUCACUUCUGCUAAACACAAUCGUCCAAUC
Molecule: messenger RNA, 1857 nt
Organism: Cercospora beticola
Lineage: Eukaryota; Fungi; Ascomycota; Dothideomycetes; Mycosphaerellales; Mycosphaerellaceae
Product: FMN-dependent alpha-hydroxy acid dehydrogenase
Biological process (GO): lactate metabolic process
Molecular function (GO): L-lactate dehydrogenase (cytochrome) activity; heme binding
Source: RefSeq, a predicted model, not a curated record